AUGAUACAAAUAAUAAUUAUUCUCAGAAAAACAACAUUGAAAUAAAAGUUAAACCUUCCCUCAUGGAAGAUCUAAUUGCACACCCAACUAAACCCUCCAAAACAACCAAUAUCAACACAGAAUAUAAGAGAAAGGAUAAGUCAUUGCCUAAUAAAAGUGAAGUCAAAAAAAAAAUGCUUUCUAUGGAAACUACUUCAACUUCACUAUUUAUUGAAACUGAAAACACAAUGUGCAACAUAGAAAUAGAAUCUUAA
Dentiscutata erythropus is the source of this 254-nucleotide messenger RNA. Lineage: Eukaryota; Fungi; Glomeromycota; Glomeromycetes; Diversisporales; Gigasporaceae. The record is from the annotation of a GenBank genome assembly.